UCCUAGCAGCUGCCUAGCGGAAGAACAAGAAAAGAUGUCUGAAUAUAUUCGAGUAACGGAAGAUGAGAAUGAUGAGCCUAUUGAAAUACCAUCAGAAGAUGAUGGGACAGUGCUGCUGUCCACAGUUACAGCCCAGUUUCCGGGGGCAUGUGGUCUGCGCUACAGGAAUCCAGUGUCUCAGUGUAUGAGAGGCGUCCGGCUAGUAGAAGGAAUUCUGCAUGCACCUGAUGCUGGCUGGGGAAAUCUGGUGUACGUUGUCAACUAUCCCAAAGAUAACAAAAGAAAAAUGGAUGAAACUGAUGCUUCAUCAGUGGUGAAGGUGAAAAGAGCAGUCCAGAAAACAUCCGAUUUAAUAGUGUUGGGCCUUCCAUGGAAAACAACUGAACAGGAUCUAAAAGAAUAUUUUAGUACCUUUGGAGAAGUUCUUAUGGUGCAGGUCAAGAAAGAUAUUAAAACUGGUCAUUCAAAAGGGUUUGGCUUUGUUCGUUUUACGGAAUAUGAAACCCAGGUGAAGGUAAUGUCACAGCGACAUAUGAUAGAUGGACGAUGGUGUGACUGUAAACUUCCUAAUUCUAAGCAAAGCCCAGAUGAGCCUUUGAGAAGUAGGAAGGUGUUCGUUGGGCGUUGUACAGAGGACAUGACUGCUGAUGAGUUGCAGCAGUUCUUUUGCCAGUAUGGAGAAGUGGUAGAUGUCUUCAUCCCCAAACCAUUCAGGGCUUUUGCCUUUGUUACAUUUGCAGGUGAUCAGGUUGCCCAGUCUCUUUGUGGAGAGGACUUGAUCAUUAAAGGAAUCAGCGUACAUAUAUCCAAUGCUGAACCUAAGCACAAUAGCAAAAGACAGUUAGAAAGAAGUGGAAGAUUUGGUGGUAAUCCAGGUGGCUUUGGGAAUCAGGGUGGAUUUGGUAACAGUAGGGGGGGUGGAGCUGGGUUAGGGAACAAUCAAAGUAGUAACAUGGGCGGAGGGAUGAACUUUGGCGCUUUCAGCAUUAAUCCAACUAUGAUGGCUGCAGCCCAGGCAGCGUUGCAGAGCAGCUGGGGUAUGAUGGGGAUGUUAGCCAGCCAGCAGAACCAGUCAGGCCCAUCAGGGAAUAACCAAAGCCAAGGCAACAUGCAGAGGGAGCCAAAUCAGGCCUUUGAUUCUGGAAAUAACUCUUACAGUGGCUCUAAUUCUGGUGCAGCAAUUGGUUGGGGAUCAGCAUCAAAUGCAGGGUCAGGCAGUGGUUUUAAUGGAGGCUUUGGCUCAAGCAUGGAUUCCAAAUCUUCUGGCUGGGGAAUGUAGACAGUGGGUUGUGGUUAGUUGGUAUAGACUGGUGGGAAUAAAAAAUUUUCUAAACUCAUGGUAAGUAUAUUGUAAAAUACAUAUGUACUAAAAUUUUUCAGAAUUGGUUUGUUCAGUGUGGAGUAUACUCAGCAGUAUU
Messenger RNA from Choloepus didactylus (southern two-toed sloth), 1418 nucleotides. Its product is annotated as TAR DNA-binding protein 43-like. Gene Ontology annotation, cellular component: nucleoplasm. Gene Ontology annotation, biological process: regulation of gene expression. Gene Ontology annotation, molecular function: RNA binding. NCBI's taxonomy places the organism in Eukaryota, Metazoa, Chordata, Mammalia, Pilosa, Megalonychidae. The record is from RefSeq and is a predicted model, not a curated record.